Molecule: messenger RNA, 1253 nt
Organism: Gryllus bimaculatus (two-spotted cricket)
Lineage: Eukaryota; Metazoa; Arthropoda; Insecta; Orthoptera; Gryllidae
Source: the annotation of a GenBank genome assembly
CGACCCCUGUGUUGUCGCGACCGCACCGUCGUCGGCGUGCUGCUGCAACUGCGAUUCUUGUGAUGUUGUCUGUGUAGAAGAGACCCCCACGAAGGACGAAUUGUGUUGUUAGACAUUGUCGGUGGUGCCACCCGUGAGGAGAGAUGGACUUUCAAAGCGCGAUGGAGACGUUCGCCGAAGCCUGGGUUGCGGCCAACACGAAAGGCGGGCCGCUUGGCGACGUCGGCUGCUCACAGAACCAGGCCAUAGCGCUGACCCGGGGCUGUAAGACGCCGCCGUCGCCACCCCCGCAGCAGCCCCCGCCGCCCCCGCCGCCGGCGCUGCGCCUGUCGGCCGAGCCGCCCCCGGGCGCGAGAUCACCACCCCCGCCGUCAUCCACCCCCCAGCAGGACCCGCUCCUGCUGGCCAACCCCAAAGACGAGUACGAUGUCACCAAAGGAGGAUCUGGAAUAAGGAUGUUAAGGAGAAGGCGAAGGCUAAAAGAAGAAAGUGAAGGAAAAGACAAAAAAGAAGUAAAUAAAGGAUUUUUCACAUCCCCUCCUCCGCUCCCUCCUCUUCCUUUCCUCCUCCCUUUCCUCUUCUUUAUCCUGUGCGCCCGUCGCCGGGAUGUGCUCGUCGGAGUCGUCUGCGCCGUGGAGCUCGCGGGCGCGGGGCCCGGGCGUCUGGAGUGGCGACGACGCCGUCGCCGUCGCCGUCGUGGCGCACAGCCUCAGCAGCGAAUGUUCCGCUCCGCCUGGUACCGUUGCAGCUACUCCACGUGCAGUAUGCACCGUUGUAUCUCUGAGUGGUUCACGAAGGGACUGUACUGCGAAUAUUUAACAAUUAACUUUUGUUUUAUGAGUGAAAACGCCGUGGCGGCGCUGGGCGGCGACGGCAAGCUGGGCUGGAAGCGCCGGCCCGUCGUGGAGACGGACUCCUACGUCAUCAUCCCCGCCAACACCGCCUUCCAUGACCUGGUGGCGGUGGCCCUGGCGCGCCUCGGCUACCCCACGGACAGCGCCAGCGCCGCCAAGGGAUCUGUUGUAAUAAAAAACUGGAAGCCACUCAACUUCGACAAAAUAACGGACGGCGCGCAGGCAACAGUUGAAGACAUCCUAGGUGAAUUGACGACAGUGGCGACAUUACGAAUUGAGCUUUACCGGGCGCGGCCCAGCGUGCUAAACGACAUCAAAGACAAGCUGCUGCGCCUGCUGCUGCUGCAGUCGCACGGGCUGCUGCUCAGCGCCGGCUGCCCGCUCGACGAGGAUAUUUGA